Cryptosporidium muris RN66 is the source of this 1254-nucleotide messenger RNA. RefSeq lists its product as uncharacterized. Gene Ontology annotation, molecular function: peptidyl-prolyl cis-trans isomerase activity. Bases 1 to 1254 code for a protein of 417 amino acids. Gene Ontology annotation, biological process: protein peptidyl-prolyl isomerization. Lineage: Eukaryota; Apicomplexa; Conoidasida; Eucoccidiorida; Cryptosporidiidae. The transcript has a single exon. The record is from RefSeq and is a predicted model, not a curated record.
AUGGAAGAAAAUAGAUAUAUUUAUAUAGAUAUUGUAAUUGAAAAAAGUAAUCUAGGGGGGAGGGUUAUUUUUGAAUUAUCACGUGAUGUAGAGACAGAUAUUUUAGAUCUUUUUUGUCAACUAUGUAAUGGUAUUAAAUGUGAGAAAACUGGUAAAAAUUUGAGUCAUACUGGUAGUCAAUUUUUUUAUAUUAAGAAAGGUCAAAUAAUUAAGGCUAAAAAUAAAUUAGAUUAUAUACCUAUAUUAAAUAAGAAAUUGGAUCAUCUAAAAUAUCAGAAAAUAUCUAAUAUAAAUAUAUCUACGGCCCUGUUAGUCAUACCAAAAGAUAUUAAAGAAGAUAUAUUUACAUUUUAUAUUAUAUUAGGAAAUAUAAUUGAAGAAAAUAAUAAAUAUAUUGUUAUUGGAAAAUGUAUUUUUGGAAUGGAUAUUAUUAAAAAUGUAGAAUUAAUACCAGUUGAUACUAAACAUUAUCCCAAAAGUUUAACUUAUAUUUCUGAUAGUGGUCAAUUAAAUUAUUCUGAUAUUAAAUUAUUAAAAAAUAAUACAAAAGAAGGAUAUAUAAGUACUAAUAAUAAAUUUGACAAAUACAAAUCAUUUUUAUUAUCAGAAAAAUAUAUUCCAGAUCAAAUUCAAUCUAGUAAACUAAUUAAUAAAUUAUUUGAUAUAAACCUUAAUAUUAGAAAAGUUAUUCUAUUAAAUAAAAAUGAAUUAAAAAGAGAGAGAGAGGAUAUACUUGAUAAAUUUGGAGCAAUAGUUAGAGAUGAUAGAAUUAUAUCUUUAAAAUUUGAAAAUAAUAAAAUAAAUCAUCGUUUUAAAGAUUUUAAAUAUUUAAAUAAGAAAUAUUCAGAUAUUUGUGGGAAUAAUAAUUAUUAUAAUAAUAUAACUAUAGAUCAAACAUCGAGUAAUAAACCUAUAAUAUUAGAUAUUAAGAAGAUAAAUGGUUCUUCAAAUAUUCAAGAUAAAUUUAAUUUUAAUGAACAAAUAUAUAAUGAGCAAAUGAGAUUAAUUAUGUCAAAGGAUAAUGAUAUUGAGUUAUUAAGAAUCAGUCAUAAACCUAAUGAUUCUGCUAAAAAAAGAUUAAUUGAGAUUUAUACUAAAAGUAGAAGUAUUAUACCAAAAUCUCAAAAAGAAAUAAUAGGAACAAAUAUUAAUCAUAUUAAUUCUAAGAAUUUAGAAUAUAAUCGAAUAAUUGAGAAGUUUUUUGGUAAACAUUGUACUGAAAUUAAAAGGAAUCUUGAGAAGGGUACAGCCUAA